Molecule: messenger RNA, 1499 nt
Organism: Meleagris gallopavo (turkey)
Lineage: Eukaryota; Metazoa; Chordata; Aves; Galliformes; Phasianidae
Gene: XKRX
Product: XK related X-linked
Cellular component (GO): membrane
Source: RefSeq, a predicted model, not a curated record
AUGGUACACGGGGGGCGGGCAGAGCGCCGGCCCAGCAUUGGCUGCUCUAUGACCACCGAUAUCAGCUCCGACGACCGCUUCUGGCUGGCGCUCACCAUCUUCUUCGUGCUCUGCCCCUCCGUCCUGGUGCAGCUCACCCUCAUCUUCGUGCAUCGCGACCUCAGCCGCGACCGACCGCUCGUCCUGCUCAUGCACCUGCUGCAACUGGGGCCCAUCAUCAGGUGCGUGGAGGCCCUGGUGGUGUACUGCUGGUCGGGGCAGGAAGAGGAGCCCUACGUCACCAUCACGCGCAAGCGGCGGCUGCGCAAGGGCUAUGAAGUGGAGCUGGAGCAGGAGGUGGGCCACUCGGUGCGCCGGCUGGUCACCCACCGCAACGCCUUCAAACGCAUGGCCGUCAUUCAGGCCUUCCUGGGCUCCACCCCGCAGCUCACCCUGCAGCUCUACAUCAGCAUCUUGGAGAAGUAUGUCCCCAUUGCACGAGCCAUCCUCAUGGGCAUCUGCCUGGUGUCGGUCACCUAUGGGGCGCUUGUCUGCAAUGUCCUGGCCAUCCAGGUCAAGUACGAUGACUACAAGGUGCAGCUGCGGCCUCUGGCCUUCCUCUGCAUCGUGCUGUGGCGCAGCCUGGAGAUCUCCACUCGUGUGGCUGUCCUGGUGCUCUUCAGCACCGUCUUCAAGCACUGGAUCAUCCCCAUUGCCUUGGCCAACCUGCUGGUGGUCUUCUUCCAGCCCUGGGUGCAGUUCUGGCGCAGUGGCACGCGGCUGCCCGACAACAUCGAGAAGAACUUCAGCCGGGUGGGCACGGUGGUGGUGCUGUUUGCCUUCACCCUGCUCUACGCCAGCAUCAACAUGUUCUGCUGGUCGGCUGUGCAGCUCAAGUUGGCCGACCGGGACCUCAUUGACAAGUCACAGAACUGGGGCCGCUUGGCUGUGUACUAUGUGGCCCGGCUGCUGGAGAACACGGCGCUGGUCAUUCUCUGGUACUUCUUCAAGACUGAUGUCUAUGAGAACAUCUGUACAUUGCUGCUGGUGGUGCAGCUGCUGCUCGGCUACUGCCUGGCCAUCUACUUCAUGCUCCUCUUCUUCCAGUACCUGCAUCCGUGCCGCCAGCUCUUCCGACACAACGUUGCUGAUUUCCUGCACUGUGUCUGCUGCCGGCGGUCCCUGGACAGUGCAGAGCUCCUGGAGGCACCCCAUGAACCUGGUGUGAGGCACAGCAUCGUCUGAAGCACAGCCUGGGAAUAUGGACAAGGAGCUGUGGUGGCAUGAGCCAUGCUGAGGGCUCCAUGGUGCUGGUGCCCUGUACUGAGCACCGGUACGGCCCCAUGGUGUCAGGGGACAGAGCAUGCCAACUGCCCGGCACACACACACAAAGGACCUAUGGGGUGUGCAGACCCCAGUGGGGCAUACAGCAUUGGGAGCUUUGUCCCCACUCUGCUGUGACCCCAGAGAUGCUGCUCCGGGUCUGUUUUGAGCAGUAAAGAAACUUUGCUGUGGCUCUG